AUGGGCGCCCCCGCAACCAAAUACUCGGUCAUUCUGCCGACCUACAAUGAGCGCAAGAACCUCCCUAUCAUCGUCUGGCUGCUGGAGCGGACCUUUCGCGAGAAUAAACUAAACUGGGAAAUCAUCAUCGUCGACGACGGCAGCCCGGACGGCACGCUCGAAGUCGCGAAGCAACUCCAAGCCCACUACGGCGACAACCACAUCCUGCUGAAGCCGCGGGCCGGCAAACUCGGCCUGGGCACGGCCUACAUCCACGGGCUGCAAUUCGUGACAGGCAACUACGUGAUCAUCAUGGACGCGGAUUUCUCGCACCACCCGAAGUUCAUUCCGGAGAUGAUCCGCAUCCAGAAGGAGACGGACUCGGACAUCGUCACGGGCACGCGCUACGCCAGCCGCGGCGACAUCAAGGGCGGCGUGUACGGGUGGGAUCUGUUCCGGAAGUUCACGUCGCGGACCGCCAACCUCAUUGCCGAUGUCAUGCUCAUGCCCGGCGUCAGUGAUCUCACCGGCAGCUUCCGGUUGUAUAAGAAGAGCGUCCUCGAGAAGGUCAUUCAUAGCACCCAGAGCAAGGGGUAUAGUUUCCAGAUGGAGAUGAUGGUCCGGGCCAAGGCUAUGGGUUUUAGGGUCGCGGAGUGUCCGAUCACGUUCGUUGAUCGGUUGUAUGGCGAGAGUAAGCUGGGAGGGCAUGAGAUUGUCGAGUAUUUGAAGGGUGUGGUGACUUUGUGGUUGAAGGUUUAA
Molecule: messenger RNA, 738 nt
Organism: Aspergillus heteromorphus CBS 117.55
Lineage: Eukaryota; Fungi; Ascomycota; Eurotiomycetes; Eurotiales; Aspergillaceae
Product: dolichyl-phosphate beta-D-mannosyltransferase
Exons: 2
Coding region: 1-738 (245 amino acids)
Biological process (GO): GPI anchor biosynthetic process; protein O-linked glycosylation via mannose
Cellular component (GO): endoplasmic reticulum membrane
Molecular function (GO): dolichyl-phosphate beta-D-mannosyltransferase activity
Source: RefSeq, a predicted model, not a curated record